AUGAAUAAGAUGGCUAGCACUCAUAACGAGAUUAUUCCGCGACUUGGUUUUGAAGAAAUGAGGAACGAAAUGAACAAAUACGGUGUGGAAAUAAAUCAGAGUACGUUAAAAAACCCGAGCACAGAAGAUAUACAAGGGAUAUAUAGUUUAUGUAUAAAAUAUAUAUUAAAUAAAGAUAUUCAGAAUAUACGAAUAGAAGAGUAUACAGGAGAUUUAAAAAGUUCUUUACCCACAGUUGAUGGUUUACAGAUAUUACCAAAUGAAGGUAAGAAUCAUUUACAAGCUAUUGGUAAUUUAAGAUUUCUUCGACAUUGUGAAAAGAUUAAUAAGAUAUUAAAUUUAGAUAAUAUUUUAAGUUAUAUUUUUAAGCCAGUAGGUAGUCAUAUGACAAAAUUAAUAAAUGCAUUUAUACAUUUUAUGAAAUAUCGCGAUCAAUUAUAUAAUGAGAAUGGUGAAAAGAUAAAAAGUAUUCAAGAAAAAAAGAAUGAAUAUGAUGUUUUAGAAAAUGAAUAUGAUGCUUUAGAAAAUGAAUUGAAUAAAUUACUUUUAAAACAUGAGGACAUAAGGAAUAAUAUUAUUAAUGAAAAGAAUAUUAAAAGAAAUUAUGAGGAAGAUAUUAUAAAAAAUCAAAAUUUAUUAAAUUCACAACAGAGUCUUAUAAUAUCUUUAAAUUCAACAAAGGAUAAAAUCGUAAAUGAAACAAACGAGUUAAUAUUUCAGUAUUCAAGAUAUAGACAAAAAAAAGAAGAUUUAGAAGAUCAAAUUGUGCCAUCACCCGAAAAAUUACAAAAAUAUAAUGAAGAAUUAAAAGAUCAUCUUUAUGAACAUAUAGCUCAAUUUGAAGAUGAUAGAAAAAAAAAUGAAGAUAUUAAAAAUAAAAUCAAUAUAGCUGAUAUUUGUAUAAAGAAAUUAGUUGAUUUAUUAACGGCAUUAAAUGAACAUAUUGAACAUACAAUUAAAUUACAUAUUGAAAAAAAAAAUAAUCUUCAAACCAUAGAGAAACAAUAUAAAUCUUUAACAAAUGAAAAACAAAAUUUUAUAACAAAAAAUACAGAACAAGAUAAAAUUAUAAAAGAAACAAAAGAAUUUCUACAGCAAGAACAAACAAAAUGGAACCAAAAAAUUAAACAAGAACAACAUAAUACUAUAUUAAUACAACAAAAAGUAAAAGAUAUAUAUCAAAAUGUUGAUGAUCUUAAUAUUAAAACUAAUAGAGAAAUUAACCAAAUUAAUAAUAUCAUUAAACAUAUACAAGAUAUUAUUAAUCAUUAUAAUAAAAACAUCCUUCUAAUAACUGAACUUAUACAAAACACGAAAAAUUCUCACAGUAUACUUACACACAAGGUACUCAACAAUAUACAAAAGGAUAUCAGCGCAAACAUGUGA
Molecule: messenger RNA, 1386 nt
Organism: Plasmodium falciparum 3D7
Lineage: Eukaryota; Apicomplexa; Aconoidasida; Haemosporida; Plasmodiidae
Gene: NUF2
Product: kinetochore protein Nuf2
Cellular component (GO): chromosome, centromeric region; kinetochore; Ndc80 complex
Source: RefSeq, a predicted model, not a curated record